This is a messenger RNA of Seminavis robusta, 2253 nucleotides long. The record is from the annotation of a GenBank genome assembly. NCBI's taxonomy places the organism in Eukaryota, Bacillariophyta, Bacillariophyceae, Naviculales, Naviculaceae.
UGAGCAAAUCCAGCCGCGCGUUCUUGGCCGUUGCUUUUUCAUCGGAUCGCGAACGAACAUGGAUUUUGGAUCCAGGACGGCUUCGUCAUUGCAACUCCUUAUUGAUCUUCCUUGUCUUCUUUCAUACCAAUAAAAAGCAUUCUCCCAACACAAUCCUCUCCUCUGCUGUCCACUUUUAAUUUAACUAACUGACAACCUGCACCAUGUCGAGCGGCAAUGAAUCAUGCCCCGCUCCAGGGCCUUCUCUUUGGGAUUCUCCUUGGAUGAUCCUCGCUCAUGUGGUGGUAGUGUCAUUGGCCCUCCUGUACAUUCAGUCUACUCAUUGGGUGUACCAUAUUGCUCUGUGGAUCGAGUACGUGACGACUCCAGUGCCUCUGAUCCAAGUCGAAAUGACAGAUGCCGAAGCCAAAGAUGACGGAGUCACCAGUGAACCUCUGGGUGCGGACGAGGCCAUUUCCAUUUUAGAUCCCAACAAACCCGGUUUCAUCCAAUGCUACGACCCCGCCACCAAACAACACUUGGGCGAAAUGAAGGCCAUGACAGCGGCCGAUGUCCACGAACUCUGCGUCAAGGCCAAAUUGGCACAAGAAAAAUGGGCCAAGACGACCUUUGCGGAACGCCGAUUGGUCUUGCGGACCAUUCAAAAGUACAUUUGUCAUCACGUGCAAGAUAUCUGCCGUGUGGCAUCUCGCGAUUCCGGAAAAGUCAAGGUGGAUGCACUGCUAGGAGAAGUAUUGACCACUUGUGAAAAAAUUAGAACCAUUAAUGAAUGGGGAGAAUUGUGGUUGCAACCUUCCUAUCGACCCACCGGACCCAUGAUGGUGCACAAAUCUGCCCGUGUGGAAUAUGUUCCCUUUGGCAUUAUUGCACCCAUUGCGCCUUGGAAUUAUCCUUUCCACAAUGCCAUUAAUCACAUUAUCAGUGGCAUUUUUGCUGGCAAUGCCGUCGUGGGAAAGGUUUCCGAACAUACUUCGUGGAGUUCCUCCUAUUUUGAUCGCAUCGUCAAACAGGCAUUGAAGGAACACGGACAUGAUCCCAAUCUCGUACAAACUGUCACUGGACUGGGAGAAGCAGGAGCCGCAUUGGUGGCGGAACCCUUGGUCGACAAAAUCAUCUUUACCGGCAGUCCUGCCAUUGGCAAAAAGGUCAUGGAGGGUGCUUCCAAGCAUUUGAAACCGGUCAUUUUGGAAUUGGGUGGCAAGGAUCCCAUGGUUUUCAUGAACGAUGUCGAUCUCAAGCAGGUCGUGCCAUGGGUGAUGCGUGGAUGCUUUCAAAACUGUGGUCAAAAUUGUGUCGGGGUCGAACGAGUCUUUGUCUACGAAGGAGUCUAUGAUGAAUUCGUGGCGCAGGCAGAAGCAAGAGUCAAGACGUUGCGUCAAGGAGGCCCCCUGGAGUGUCGUGGAAACGAUGCCGAUGUCGAUUGUGGUGCCAUGGUAAUGGAUGGUCAAAUGGAUCUCAUUCAGGCUUUGGUGGAUGAUGCCGUGGCCAAGGGUGCCAAGUUGCAUUGCGGUGGCAAAAGAAAUGUAUCGGACGCUUGCAAGGGCGGACAGUUUUAUGAACCCACCAUGCUCAGUGGUGUCACACCCGCCAUGCGAAUCUUCCAGGAGGAAUUGUUUGGUCCCGUCAUGACGGUCAUCAAAGUACCCGACAAUGACGACGCGGAAUGUCUUAAAAUGGUCAACAGCAGCUGCUUUGGUUUGGGAUCGAGUGUCUAUGGUGGUGAUGCCGAACGGGCCCUCAAACUUGGACGUCAGCUCAAGAGUGGAAUGUGUACAAUCAAUGAUUUUGCCAGCAACUAUCUGGUUCAGGCGCUCCCCUUUGGAGGAUGCAAGGAAAGCGGAUUUGGUCGUUUUGCUGGAAUUGAGGGAUUGAAGGCUUUGUGUUUGGAGCGUGCCAUUGUGACGGAUCGUAUCCCUGGUGUCAACACGACAAUCCCACCGGUCAUUGAUUAUCCGAUUGACAAGCAAAAGGGUUUGCCAUUCUGCGAAUGUUUGAUUCAGCUUUUCUACAACGAGAGUAUCGUGGAUAAGAUCAAGGGAAUUGGCGGUCUGAUCAAGUAUGGAUAGGCGAACACGCAACAACUGGAUGACAAUUAUGUGGUGGAUCCUUAUUUGGGCUGGUUUUGCAGUCGAUACCGGUAUGGGAUCAAUGCUACUACAUGCAUAUCAAUCUACAAGUCUGCAGCUAAGAAAAAGGCGCUAGGUUGUAGAGCUUAACUAGCUGACUAGACGGGCCACCUCAUGCUUGCUUUUC